Molecule: messenger RNA, 420 nt
Organism: Hermetia illucens (black soldier fly)
Lineage: Eukaryota; Metazoa; Arthropoda; Insecta; Diptera; Stratiomyidae
Exons: 2
Coding region: 73-420 (115 amino acids)
Source: RefSeq, a predicted model, not a curated record
CUCAGUGUCCAUUCUGUUUUUGCGCUGAGGUGUUUGUAUUGUAGGAUUGUUUCGUGAGUGUUGUAGGUAAUCAUGGCAGAAAAUGCAAGUAAACAAACACCUCGUGAGUUAUUAAUUGAAUUUAUAGAACUUUAUAGAAGUUUUACCUGUUUGUGGCUCGUUAAGAGCAAAGAAUACUCCGACAGGAACAAAAAAGACUUAGCUUAUAUUGAGCUAGUUAAAAAGUUCAAGGAGUUUGAUCCGUCGGCAGAUAGGAACACUGUCGUAAAAAAAAUUAACGCGUUGCGUACGGUUUACAAGAAAGAACUUUCGAAAGUUAAGAGUUCGGAGAAAUCUGGGGCUGGUGCGGAUGAUAUAUACAAACCUAGUUUGUGGUAUUUCGACCUUCUUCAUUUCUUGAACGACCAGGAUUUUACGUAA